Molecule: messenger RNA, 551 nt
Organism: Pistacia vera
Lineage: Eukaryota; Viridiplantae; Streptophyta; Magnoliopsida; Sapindales; Anacardiaceae
Product: TMV resistance protein N-like
Exons: 1
Coding region: 21-551 (176 amino acids)
Biological process (GO): signal transduction
Source: RefSeq, a predicted model, not a curated record
AUGUCCUGGUUUAGCUCUUUAUGUUUUUGUUAACGUCAAGUAAUUCUCAUCACUGUAACUUAAUGGCUGUUGCUUCUUCUUCCGCUUCUCCUCAAGAAAAGUACGAUGUUUUCCUUAGUUUCAGAGGUGCGGAUACCCGCUAUAAUUUUACUUCCCAUCUGUAUGCUGCCUUGUGUCAAAAACAGAUCAAUGCAUUCAAGGAUGACGAAGAGCUUGAAAGAGGGGAUCCAAUUUCUCCAUCUCUUUUGAAUGCAAUUGAGCAGUCAAAGAUUUCAUUGAUCAUUUUCUCGGAAGGGUAUGCUUCUUCGAGAUGGUGCCUUGAAGAACUUGAAAAGAUUCUUGAAUGUAUGGACAAGUCUGGUCAGAUUGUAAUGCCAGUCUUCUAUAAUAUAGAUCCCUCAGAUGUCAGGAGUCAGAGUGGGACUUUUCAGGAUGCAUUUGCUAAGCAUGAAGAGCGGUUUAAGGGUGGGCAGGAAAUGUUGCAGAGAUGGAGGGUUGCUCUGAAAAAAGCUGCCAAUCUAUCCGGCUUUGAUUCAAAUGUCAUUAGGUAA